AUGUGCGACAUCCAUUGGAUCCACAGGGCGUCUAACGCUUGUGAUACCCCCGUCGCCUUUCCCACAGGCGCAACAACCACAACGCCUUGCAGAGCCAACAAGCACCCGUUCGAGACGGGUAACGCAUCAGAAGCAAAGAUUCAGCCGCGCUGGCUGGACCUCCGAUGGCAGAGUCGAUUGAUCGCCAUCCUGAUCCUGAUCCUGAUCUUGACCCGACGUCAUGGAGGCAUUCACACUGGUCUCCCUCGGUGA
Messenger RNA from Trichoderma citrinoviride, 252 nucleotides. RefSeq lists its product as hypothetical. The record is from RefSeq and is a predicted model, not a curated record. The transcript has 2 exons. NCBI's taxonomy places the organism in Eukaryota, Fungi, Ascomycota, Sordariomycetes, Hypocreales, Hypocreaceae. Bases 1 to 252 code for a protein of 83 amino acids.